Colletotrichum chrysophilum is the source of this 1557-nucleotide messenger RNA. RefSeq lists its product as uncharacterized. Bases 1 to 1557 code for a protein of 518 amino acids. The record is from RefSeq and is a predicted model, not a curated record. NCBI's taxonomy places the organism in Eukaryota, Fungi, Ascomycota, Sordariomycetes, Glomerellales, Glomerellaceae. The transcript has a single exon. Gene Ontology annotation, molecular function: mRNA binding.
AUGGCUGCGCCGGCUUUUCUGCAACAAUCGCACCCUUUCAGGUCGUCCAACGGCCAACCUGCGUUCCUGUCCUCCGUCAACCCCUUCGAUGCGACAAAGCCCGUAGGCACCCCGUUCGCUAACGCAGGUCCCGCCGUUUCUUCCGUCCUCAUUCGACGUCUCCCUUUGAACACUUCCGAAGAGUCGCUCCGCCUCAUGGUCGUGUGGUCCAAGGAAUUGGUGGACGUUGAGGUUCUUCCCGUGGACCAUUCGGACGACAAGGGAUUCCGAUCGGCCAUUCUGAAGUUCAGGACCACGAACGGCGCAAUCGAGGCGAAAAACAUGCUGGACGGAAAGUCCAACAUUUCCAACGACGCGAACAUGAUUGUUGAGAUUCUUGGAGGAAGUCCGACCACCUCGAGGCGAUACGCCGAGCCUGCAGGUACUGGGCCGUCGAGCACCGCUUCCUCCGCGACAUCCUCUGCGCCAACAUCGCGACAGCCAUCGCGAUUCAACGGGGGGUUUCAGCCUCUCGAGAAGAUCUCGCCGCCCCUGAACGCUAUCUACGGCUCCAGCGAAUUGCCAAAUCCCGAGUCCAGCGCGCAUUACCAGAAUCUGUUCUCCCCGCAGUCACCAAUCGGAAACCAUCUGUCGGAGCGAACUCGCGCCACAGGGAAAUCAAUGAUCAAUGACGACGCCGGCGACGACGACGACACUGGUGAGUUGCUGAAGGACCCGGUCGCCUACGCGGAAAACGGCGCCACGUCCCAGCGACGGGCCACCGCCCCACAGCUACCCAUCUCGCGUCUGGCCAACCUAUCCCUCAACACCAGCUCGUCUUCUGGCCCAUCAUCUCUGCCGCAAUAUGGUCAGCAAGGGAUGGGGCCGAUGUCAGCUCAUCCAGCUACCAUGUCGCCAACCGUCUUGGGCAGCGGCCCACACGGGGGGAUGCCCUUUCACAUGGCAGGUGGCCACCCGUACGCCCGGCAUAACUUCCCCCCGGUGAACCCAGCCGACCAGAACCCGCCGUGCAAUACUCUGUACGUCGGUAACCUUCCCAUCGACACUUCCGAGGAAGAGCUCAAGGCUAUGUUCUCCAAGCAACGAGGAUAUAAGCGCCUCUGCUUCCGGACCAAGCAGAACGGCCCAAUGUGUUUUGUUGAGUUUGAGGACGUUUCCUUCGCUACCAAGGCUCUCCACGAUCUCUACGGCCAGCCCUUGCACAACAGCGUCAAAGGUGGCAUUCGCUUGAGCUUCUCCAAGAACCCUCUUGGCGUUCGAUCUGGUCAAACUCCCGGCCAGGCCACUUCACCCAUGGGGGGCAUGAUGACGGGUUCUACAAACGGUUUCAAGACCGCCAGUGGGCCCCCUCCUGGCCUCGCAGCUCCCCCAGGCCUAGGCGCUGGCCGCUUCAACGGUAGUUCGACCGCACAGUCGUACACUGUUGCUGGAUUCCCCGCUAGCAGCAACAGUAAUGUAUGGAAUGGGUACAGCGGCGCCAUGACGGCCGGCGGGCCUGGAUCUUUGAUGAACGGAAACAACUCCAACUACCUGCCACCUCACAUGCUGGGCAGGUAA